Messenger RNA from Gongylonema pulchrum, 495 nucleotides. Lineage: Eukaryota; Metazoa; Nematoda; Chromadorea; Rhabditida; Gongylonematidae. The record is from the annotation of a GenBank genome assembly.
AUGCAACAGAUGUUGAAAGCGGGACCAAGAAAUUUUCCAUUCGACCAUGAUUGUGCUAAGUAUCGAUGCUGCUGCUACUCUAUUCAUGUGAAGCACGGAGCAUAUGCGAUCGCUGUAAUAUCUUCAUUUUUUAUCAUUAGCAAUUUGAUCCUGAAAGCAUUGGGCUUGUCGGAUAUUGACUGGAAUUGGGAAUUGCUAUUUUUGGUUGUUGAUACUGCUGUGGUAUUAUCACUGUUUUAUGGGAUUAUCAGCGAAAAAGCAGCGCUACUUCAACCAUUUGUUGUCCUCAAUGUACUAACGAUCUCAUUUCUGUUGCUACUUUCGAUAUUCUUUAUAAGUGCUGGCUACGAUUCGCAUUCCUAUGCGGCUGAAUAUGUCGAAUUGGUGAUCGGCGAUCGAAUGCAGCAAGUUGCUGAACUAAUUUCUGUACCUCAGUCAAAUGGUUCCUCUUCUUUUUUGCAUAAUAUGAAUGAAAGGAUUGUUAUUGUAAGAUAG